Molecule: messenger RNA, 1980 nt
Organism: Paraglomus occultum
Lineage: Eukaryota; Fungi; Glomeromycota; Glomeromycetes; Paraglomerales; Paraglomeraceae
Source: the annotation of a GenBank genome assembly
AUGAGAGACGACGAUAGCAACGUUUCAGACCGCGUUAUUGCUGAAAUGGUUAUUAAGGAUAUCAAAAUCAUGUUUGAUGGCGUACCGGCUCAUAGACAUAGGGGAUUCCUUGUAUUUCCCAGGGAAAGGGAAAGAACAGUCGGUUUAUCACUUACGUUCACAGACCCAACUAGCAUGACCAAGGUGACAACAAACACCAAAGUUGACGACAGAGGACAUGUCACGUACGAGGAACACAUCAUGUUUGACGUUCAUCGCCCGGGUCCGUGGAAGAUAUCUUUCAAAUGCACUGAUCCGGAAGGCGUUGGUGCUGCUGCCAUUAUUGGUGAAGGAGUGAUUGACUUGCCAGAUUAUAAUGAAAUUCAACAUAAAUUUGAGCCACUGCUGAAGAACGGCGACACCAAGAUCGGCAAGUUGUCGUUCGGUGCGUUCUUGCUGACACCUGGUCCGCCGCCUGCGACUUUAUCAAGAGCCAUUUAUGGUGGGGACAGGUGUGGACAGCAUAUUGGAUAUUUUCUUAUUGAAAAUGUCGAAUGCACACUAUCCGACAGGUUCAGAGCUCACCUAGAGUGGACCAUUACUAAACCCCAAGUGCAUAGCACUCUAAAUUAUUACAAGGCCUCUGACGGGAAAUCAAAGUUUCCGAUAAUCUUUGAGCUUUGGGCCGUGCCGGAAAUAACGCUAGAAGUCGUGGCAAGACAAGACAAGAAGAUCGCUCGAAUGGAAGUAUUGUUGACGAGUCAAGCGAUAUGGCCAAAGUUGUUUGAAGGACAAAAAUUCGAGGUUAAAGAAAGUCUCAUGGAGAACAGGGCCAGAAGGUGUACGAUUAGUUUUACCGUGAGUUGCCACGGUUUGCUCAAAUUCAAAGACCUCGUUGGUAGUGCCCCUAUCCCAGUAGAGCCACAACCGGAACCCACUCCGAGACCGGAGGUACCUCUUUCGGCCUCACCACUAGAAAUUGGUAGAUCGAGAUCCACAUCUACUCGCUCAAGUCAUAGUCUGAGCGUAUCAUUGACUGGGCUCUUGCCCGAACGGACAUCUCCGCCCAGUCAUUCGAUAGAUUCCACAUAUCCCCCGCAACCAAGCCGAACACCGGGUUCACCGCCAUUUCGUCGACGAGGAAGCGUGUUGGAUAACCCUCCGUCCAACAUUAUCGUGCGGGAUCGAUAUUUAUUGAAAUACCAUCUCGAUGUUCCCGCCGCGCAUCCUCUUUACAUAGGAGAACACCUUCGAACAAAGGACACCUUUAUUGUCAAGGUAUUUCCCCUACAAAGGGCGUGGGUCAACGAAACGGAUUUGCUUGUGAAACUCAAGGGGAAACAGGUCGUGAAGCUGAUCGAUGCGGAUACGGACCAAAAGUACGAUCUUUAUGACCAGAAGUAUGACCUUUAUUUCACCGUCAUGGUGAAUUAUGGAGAAAAUUUGGAAAAAGAGUUGGACAGACUAAGACUACUGAGGGAAGAUGCUCAAUCUCAGAGGGAAUUGUUCAAGAAUAUAUGCGAGGCGGUGCGCUUUGUUCAUUCAAAAAAUAUAGUGCAUCUAAACCUCGAACCGUCCCAUAUCUUAUUAAAAGAAAACGGUAGCUUAAAGAUACGCCUCUGUGGGUUUUCCCGUGCGAGAGAAGUCAACUCAUCCAUAUAUCGUAUUGACGAACUGAGUAAUGGCCAGGGCACCAUCACACCGGGGUUCAGGUCGCCCGAAUUAGUAUCAAACAGCGAUAUCAGAGCCACUUUUGCAAUGGAUAUCUUUUCACUUGGAAGUAUUCUCUAUUAUAUAGUCUCGCGGACUCGGCUAUACGAUUCGGAAGAAAUUCUUCCCCGCACACCCAUAGCAGAACUGGUUGGCCACAGCUGCCGCGAUACGCUCGUGGAAGAGUUGUUGUUAAAGAUGUUGGCGAGGAAUCCUAACGAAAGGCCAAGCAUCGAGCAGGUAUUACAGGAUGCCUAUUUUGUCGGAAGGCCUCCGUCACCGUACGAAUAG